Messenger RNA from Aspergillus niger, 1131 nucleotides. RefSeq lists its product as uncharacterized. The transcript has 4 exons. Lineage: Eukaryota; Fungi; Ascomycota; Eurotiomycetes; Eurotiales; Aspergillaceae. The record is from RefSeq and is a predicted model, not a curated record. Gene Ontology annotation, cellular component: nucleus; cytoplasm. Gene Ontology annotation, molecular function: protein binding. Bases 1 to 1131 code for a protein of 376 amino acids.
AUGGGCCAAGAGAACUGCGACCAUGAUUUUAUGCAGGAUCCUUCUACACCUGAUGUAUGCUCGCACUUAGCUGCCUGUGAAGACCAUCGGGUAGCCGCUACACAGCUCUCUCGAGACAAUGAUGUCGACAUUGAUGCCGGACCGGGAAAUACUCCUCUUAUGUGGGCAGCCUACAAGUGCCCUUGCGGUGCUGGUGCUGUUAGCAAGCUGCUUGCGUCCGGAGCAGAUGCUGCAUCCCAAGACACCGACAAGUUCCUCGCACUUCACAUAGCAGCAGGGAAAGGAUCUUUUCCAGUUGUGGAGCUGCUCCUGCAACUUCCUGGAAUCAAUGUAAAUGCGCAGGACAAACACGGGUCAACCGCUCUUCAUGAAGCAGCAUAUAAUGGACGUUUGCCAAUUGUCGAGCUGCUCCUGCAACAUCGUGGCACCGAUGUCAAUAGAAAGGACAAUUACGGGUGCACCGCGCUUCAUGAAGCGUCAGAUGAAGGACGUCUGCAAGUUGUGGAGCUACUCCUGCGACGAGGUAGGGUUGAUAUCAAUGCACAAGACAACGACGGUUGGUCCGCACUUCACAUAGCGGCAUGCAAAGGACAUUUGGCAAUGGUCAAGCUGCUCCUGCAACAUCGUGGAAUAAAUGUCAAUUUGAAGGACAAUCACGGUCGGUCUGCUCUCUGGUUUGCAAAAGAGAAAAGAGACAUGCCGAUAUACUACUCUCUCGCUGGCGACCCCCGGCUGAACGACAACGAAAUAAUCAACCCGUUUGGCUCCCCACCGCAUCAAUUGGAUAGCACCUAUACUCGCAACGGUCGUGUUACCGACUUACAGUACAUCAGGGCAAUGACUUCGGGGUUCUCCUCUCUUUUCGGCAAUCCAUCAAGACCGACACAUACUUGCACAUUUCUCGUCUUUCAGUCAAAUUGUAUUUCAUUGACGAUUUCGGAGCGUCACUUCACACUGGCAUCCGCUCAUGCCAAGCCCUCUGCUUUACACAGCCUAGUGAGGCUCUCAUAUGACGGCUUUAUCCAUACACUUAUAGAGGGCCCGGUUUUAAACCUCCCAGAAGACUUUGGGGAAGUCGGUACGGCAUCUUUGAAAGCUUUCCACUACCACAUAAGGGGCCCCAGUAUAUAG